CCACCCUUACACCGCAUAUCGCCCCCUUUUUACUUUUUAUUACCACUCUAUUACCACUAUUACCACUAUUAACCACUACUCCAAUCCCCAUCCGCGUAACCUCGUUUCACCCCCCAAUAUGCGGGACUUGCUUAGGAAAGCGCCACUAAUCAAAUCAAUCUAAUCUCUACAUCCUUCCAUCUAAGAUUAUUUGUUGCGCCAUCCCUUUAUCUCAUCUCACCAUCUGAUAAAAACUCGACCCUUCUCCAUAAUUCCCCGGCUUCGGCACCGCUUAGUCCCAAAACCACCCUUCCACUCUUCCACGCUUCCAAGUGGGAUGUGGAGCAUCUCCGACUAGAGUACCCUUAACACACACUUACUAUUACAAUUGACUUCCCAACGAAAGCUUCCGAGGAAGAUCACAGGCAAAACUACACACUCUUGGAUGCGAACACAAACACAUCGCCAUCCUCUGCCACAGUCAUCACUUCUUACACCUCGCCCUUCACCCACAACCCAAACCGCAGCCAUGCUCCGCCCAAUGGCUAUCCGAACGAAGACGACUUCGCACUGCAUCCCCGAGGAGCCACCCGUCGACAACACCUCACCUCGGUCCGCCGUCCCAUCCCUCACCUCCAACUCCUCCGCCGACGAAGAGGAGAUCCCAAGCGUGCCACGCCGGCGCAGAGCAUCCACCGUCCUGAUCUCGCAGAAUGCUGAAGAUGCGAGGAGGAUAAUCGGCGAGAGCGGUACGAGGCUCAUCGAGACAUGCUGCGGCGGCGGAUGCUGCAUGUUGGCACCCAAGGCCGACUCGCAGUCAUUCGAAUAUGUUCCUCUGCCCGACAACGACGCAUUCCGUGCUCUUAAGUUGAACCUCGGACAGCUACCGAAGAAACUCACUGCCAUCCACGAGUUGCCCGCGAAGACAGUCUCCCUCUCUCCCAUCAGAGACAACAAGGCUCCCGCCAUCGUUGGCGCAGACCCCGACGAAAAGCCAUUCAACCCAGCCGUCGACCAGUCAAUCGAUUUUACCCCGCACACAGCCGAAAUCGACGAAAAGUUACAACACACCCGCACCCCGACAUCCAGCGAACACCCACCCAAGUUCGUCAAGCCGCACCCCCCAUACGAAGUCUUCUCCGCCAAGAUCUUCAACACCCGCGAGCUCACCCGCGCCGGCGCCCAAAAGCGAACCUUCCACUUCGACCUCGACGUCUCCGACUACCCCGCCGAGACAGGCGUCGACUUCAAAGUCGGCGGCGCCAUCGGCGUCCAAGCCCCCAACGAAGACGAAAUGGUAGAAGAGAUAAUGGACCUCCUCUCCAUCCCCCGAGUAGCCCGCGACCGCGCCGUCCUCGUCACGACCACCAGCGGCCGCUGGCCCACCAUCUGGGGCGAAGACAAACCCCGCUCCCUCGUCUCCACCCGCCGCGACCUCCUCACCUGGUGCGCAGACAUCCAAUCCUACCCCCCAACCAAAGCCCUCCUCCGCGUCCUCGCCGAAUACACCACCGACCCCAACGAGCAAAAAAUCCUCAACUACCUAUGCUCCGCCGAAGGCCAGGGCAAAUUCUGCGACCUCCGCACCGGCCCGCACCUCACCCUCGCACACCUCCUGCACGCGUUCCCCUCCGCAAAACCCCCGCUAGACCACCUCCUCGCGGUCCUCAAACAGCUAAUGCCACGCUUCUACUCCCUCUCAAAUGACCCGCACGAGAACUGCGUCCCGGUGAAGGGAUGCUCCCGCCUCAUCGAGAUCGCAGUCACAGUCCACGAGACCGAGUCCUGGCGCGGCGACCGCACGGGCCUCAGCUCGGGAUUCUUCGAGAGGCAGGCACGCAAAUUUCUCGCUGCUGAAGCGAGGGGCGAGAAGCCUGACCUCAGAAUCCCCAUGUUCAAGGGUCUGAUGAGUAACCCGCUCGCGCGCGAAUUCAUCUCCGACGGCCCUAUGCUCCUGAUCGGUGCUGGCGUCGGCGUCGCCCCCUUCCGCGGCUUCGUGCAGCGCCGUCUCAAGAGCGCGAAUUGCGCGAAUAAAGUCUGGGUCCUUCAAGGCGUGCGGGAUUCGCUGCUCGACGAGUUGUAUAGCGGCGAAUGGGGCGUGCAUGAGGAUGAGGUGAAGAAAGUGGUGCAGUCGCGCACGGGGGUGGGGAGGUACGUGCAGGAGGAGGUGGUGGCGCAGAAGGAUUUGUGUUGGUUCGUGAUUAAUGCGCUUGAUGGACGGAUCUUUGUGUGUGGGAGUAGUAAGGGGAUGGGGGAGGGGGUGGAGUCGAGUCUGGUGCAGGUGGGCAUGGAGAUGGGGAAUAUGAGUCGCGCGGAGUCGGAGGAGUUUUGGAGGUUGAAGAAGGAGGCGGGGCAGUAUAUUGCGGAGACGUGGUAGGGAAGAGGUGGGGGGAUUGGGAAUGAUGGAUGUAUGAAUGAGGGGUAUUUUGAGCAACUUGGGAAAACUCGGCGUUUUGGGGCGAUGGCAUUCGCAUGUUGGCACAGUGUAGCUAGAGAAGCUUUGCUGGGGGAGGUUGGUUCUGUCCUUUGUACUGUACAAUUGAAUGGUGCGCGCACAUAAACUUUAUAGAUAAACUUAGAGCCGCAAUGGCAUGGACAUACAAUGAGUGGAGAUGGUUGGAUGAGACUGCU
Molecule: messenger RNA, 2610 nt
Organism: Pseudogymnoascus verrucosus
Lineage: Eukaryota; Fungi; Ascomycota; Leotiomycetes; Thelebolales; Thelebolaceae
Exons: 1
Coding region: 425-2356 (643 amino acids)
Biological process (GO): homocysteine metabolic process
Cellular component (GO): cytosol
Molecular function (GO): flavin adenine dinucleotide binding; [methionine synthase] reductase (NADPH) activity; FMN binding
Source: RefSeq, a predicted model, not a curated record